UACAUAUGUAACUUUGAAAUAUGGGUUAUUAUUGCGCUUGGGGAGAUGCGAAGAUGUGUAGUUCCGAAGAGGAAGGUUAUGAAUAUCGUGCUUCUGAUGGUAGAGAAAAGAGAAGGGAUCGCGUUUUGGACACCUUCGGCGAAAUUCCUUCCGGUGCAGUUUUACCGAUAUCGGACGAUGCCGAUCGGCAAUUCUGGGCGGAAGACGAAUUGAGCAACUCGGAAUCGCGACAUAAAUUAACCGCGAGAAGGAAGCGUCGGCAUAGUGUUUCCUAUAGGAAUCGCACCGUGAACAGAAGCCGAUCUUGCGCUCCCAAUUCCUCGACUUCUAGCUCCGAUUCGAUUUGUACAAGAGAGACUUCGCCAAAAGCUUGCAAAAUGCGAAAAUGUCGGCGACAGAAGCCGAAGACAAAGAAAUUACAAUCUAUCAAUACAGAGAAAGAAUCGAGUACAAGUAUCGAGGAAACAGUCUGCACAAUGAACGAAGUAUUCUCUCCGGAAUGUCAAACUGCAUCUACUUCUGACAAAAAAUCAGCUAGUUUGCAUUGUGAAAAUCAUCGGGCGAGCUCGUCAUACAGAAAUCAUCGUAAACGAGCGAACGAAACGUUACGUGCGAAAAAAAUCGGAUUGCAAAAGACGCGCGAUUCAUUUAACAACAAGUAACAUUCCAGUGAUUACGACUAAAGUCAAGAAAUUUUUUUA
Formica exsecta is the source of this 701-nucleotide messenger RNA. RefSeq lists its product as uncharacterized. The record is from RefSeq and is a predicted model, not a curated record. The coding region runs from base 21 to 662 and encodes 213 amino acids. The transcript is spliced from 3 exons. Lineage: Eukaryota; Metazoa; Arthropoda; Insecta; Hymenoptera; Formicidae.